Molecule: messenger RNA, 5804 nt
Organism: Phyllopteryx taeniolatus (common seadragon)
Lineage: Eukaryota; Metazoa; Chordata; Actinopteri; Syngnathiformes; Syngnathidae
Gene: vstm4b
Product: V-set and transmembrane domain containing 4b
Exons: 8
Coding region: 686-1654 (322 amino acids)
Source: RefSeq, a predicted model, not a curated record
AGUUAUUACAGUUUCAAACUAUCACUUUACCGACAUUACCCGGAAAUCACAAUGUCCCAUCACGGCUGAGCUAUUUUUAGAACAGGCCCGCAGGCUACUUAUGUGGACCUUGGCAGGGUGCUGUUGCCCACGGGCACCAUGUUGGUGACCCCUUAUGUAGAGCAUCAGCCAACCUAUUUCUCGGAGUAACCGAGGGCCACACACAAGCACAGACUAAUUCACCCAUUGCCACCCCCUCCGUUGUCUAAAAUAAAAGCCCUGACUGAGGUCUUCGCCCACCGCUCUCCACAGCUGGAAGUGUGAUUUUCUCGGCGUCAAACCCCACCAGACACUCCUCGCUGCCCUCCAUCCUACGCAGGAACUCACGUUCCCCCCCCCACCAUUUGCCAGAUGCAAAGAAUGCAUGUGUGUGCUCACCUUCAAAUAGUGUGUAAGUUUGCCUGUGUGUGUUUGUGUGAGUGUGUUCGUGUGCAUGUGCAGAUGUCAAAUGUUCCCUCACUGUGUUUGAGACAGCAUGGGGGAGGGCUUGGGGAGGUUCUGAGCAGAGUGCAGUGUUUCAUAUUACACUUCUCUGUUGGAGGGGGAAAGGGGAGAGAAGAAGAAGAAAAGGGGGCGGAGGAAACUUUGGGCUUCUUUUCCUCAGAACCAUUGAACUUGAGGUUUAUGGAGGCUGCAGUCGUGGAAAAUGGUCUCCUCUCUGGUCUUGGCUCUCCUGGUUCAAGCAUUGUUUGGAGAUUUGUGUUCCGCCAUCAACGUUACCAUCACUCCUUCCCCCUUCACGGUGGUCCAGGAGGGCCAAAACGUCACACUCUCGUGUGUCGUGUCCCAGCGGCGGCGCAAUUCCGCGUUGCCCGUCGUGAAAUGGACCUUCCUGCCGGCCGGCUCAGACCGGCCAGAUGACGAACUUCUCAUCGCUCGGGUCAACAUGAGAAAGGCCCGCUUCUAUGGAAACUACACCAAGAGUUUCUCGUGGCCCAAGAUGAAGCUGACGGUGGUGAAGCAGGGCAAGAUCUUUGACUUGUUGAUCUUGAAUGUGUCCGAGGGGGACCGAGGUCUAUACAUAUGUCGGGUUCAGGAGUUCAAAAAGCAACAGGAUCGCUGGAAGGCCUCGUCUAAUUCCACGGCUACAACUGAACUCAGAGUACAUGUGUUUCCGGCCACAGAGGCCAAAGACAGCCUGUGGACCUUGUUUGAAGAUGUUCACCUUUGUGCUGUACUGAUUUGCUCCGUGGGACUGCUGUGCAUGUGCAUGUUCACAGUGACCGUAACCUGCCAGUGCAUACAGAGGAAGCAGCGGUUAAAAGAUAAUUACCACUUAGUCAAAAGCUCUCGGAAUAGCUCAGGAGAAACUGUCACCAGUGUGGUCAGUGUGUCUCCUGCCUUGCCAAAGAAGGAGAGGCGAUACAGAAAGAAAAGGAGCAGAGAUUACAGAGAUGAAAUACCACCAGCGAUACCAGAAAAAGUUCCUAUUGGAGACAAAGCAAGGAAACCCAAACUUUUAAAACCGCAACCAAGGAAAGUAGUUUUGCCUAAGAUAGUGGAGGAAAAUCUGACCUACGCAGAGUUGGAUCUGGUAAAGCCAAUUCCAGAAGCAAAAGCGUCGCGGAAUGGCACAGUGUACGCUCAGAUACUUUUUGGGGAACAGCAGCUAUAGAAAUGCAGUCCUCUUCUAAUUUUGCCUUAUGUAAAUAGGGUUGUUAAUUUAUAGCGUGUUGAUCUGUAUUGUAAUAGAAAAUGUUCAUUUGAAACUGUACAUAUAAUUUUAUACAAACGUUGAUAUCACUUUUUAAUGAGGCCUUAAAAGGUAAAGACAUUCAUGUUUACAUUGGGGUAAGGCGGCAUAUUUGACGGACUUGGUUGAGAUGUACAGCAAUACCACAAAAAUGGCUCGGGUUAUCGAGUAACAUUGACAUUUUAGAAAUUAGAUUCAUGAGAUUUCUUGCCGGGUACACAUCAAAUAUCUCCACCGACACUUGCGAGUGUCCUUGUCUGUCGUAGUACCAAGACUGUCCUCUGAGAGGCAGCAUGGUGCCACAGGGCAUUCAGGCUUUGGAAAAUACGACAAAAAAAGAAAUAGAAGAACAGGAUAGAGAAGAAUAGGCUUUCUGGUAGCAUUUCUGGUUAAUACAUUGUGGCUGGGCGGCACGGUGGUCGACUGGUUAGAGCGUCAGCCUCACAGUUCUGAGGACCCGGGUUCAAUCCCCGGCCCCGCCUGUGUGGAGUUUGCAUGUUCUCCCCGUGCCUGCGUGGGUUUUCUCCGGGCACUCCGGUUUCCUCCCACAUCCCAAAAACAUGCCUGAAUUGGAGACUCUAAAUUGCCCGUAGGCAUGACUGUGAGUGCGAAUGGUUGUUUGUUCCUAUGUGCCCUGCGAUUGGCUGGCAACCAGUUCAGGGUGUACCCCGCCUCCUGCCCGAUGACAGCUGGGAUAGGCUCCAGCACGCCCGCGACCCUAGUGAGGAGAAGCGGCUCAGAAAAUGGAUGGAUGGAUGGACAUUGUGGCUGCAAAUGCUUUUCCUUGUCACUUGUAUUGUGAAUGACUUGGGAGACACAUUUGACAAACACUCAACAGUUGCUCCUCUCUUUGUGGCUGGAAACAGCGCCAAUUUCAGGUCUCUCUCUAAUUGGUUUCACAUCACGAUCACGGAGUCCGUGAAUUGGCCGAACUUGGCGUUGACCACACACAUUAAGAUUUCCGAUCGUAAUUAUUGAAUUUUAUGAUUUAAAGUUGAACAGUUACAAUUUUCGACCCCUACAUAAUUCCGGGCAGAUUGGGAGAGAAAAAAAAUCACUCUUAACACACCCUAUACUACAGGUUAUUAUUAUAUAAUUAAUCUUUUGUAGACAUCUGAUAAUUGGGCCUUUGCUUAAUUCGAUGGAAAGGGGGGGAAAAAAUAAAUAUUCAAAUUCGGCCGAUUGCCAUUAUGUGUACCCGCUAAGAAUUUAUCUUAUGUCUGGGCAUCAAGUGUGAAGCUAGCAAAGAGUCAGUUGUCUUAAAUUAAGAGUUCAAAAAGAUCAAUGUCUAGCGAGUUAGCUUCAUUGAGUUAGCGAAGUUGCCUAAUAACACAGUUCUGCACAGCAUAAUAGUUACAAAUUUGAAAUAUAAUAAGAAUAAACCCAGAGUAGACGGUACAGUACAAGAUUUUGAGUUAAAUUUGACGUCUUGUUUUACAUUACGGACAGUACUGUGAAAGGAAAAGUGAACGUAGGCUACCAACCAAUAAAGAGGAGGCAUCAUUAGCUUGUUGACAGACUAACUGUAAAACUACUGCCACACAUCAUUUGCUUUUUGUAUAUAAUCUUCAUACUGGAGUGGGCAGGGGGGCAAAAACAAUUGUGUGAUAUAAUGUUAUACAUCUAACAGCUGUUUCUCAUGCAAGUUCAUUGUAUAAAACUCCGUCAAUAGACAGACACACACACACACACACACACACAAUAAACACAAACAUGAAUGUGACCCAAUGCAAUUAAACAUGAGAUUUGCUUCGAGUGUGUCCCCAGCCUUAUCUUGCCACGCAACAUCUGUGUGCCGUCUGUUUUUGUGUGUCACACUGCAAUUUACACUCACCACAACUCAAGAUAGUUGAUAUGAAAGUAGCGAUUAGCCCUUACACUGCACCCCUGCGACUGUCAAGUUUUGUCAGACGCUUUCAUCUUGUGUUUUAACAGCCAAUUUAGCAGCUACGCGCGCACACACUGACAAAUCAAUACAGGCCUGCAUUUACGUGUGCGAUAAACUACACCAAAAAAAAGCAAAUGCCGUAAAUCUUCGGAAACUGCCACCAAACAGCACUAUGUGUGUAAUCCAAGAAGACUUUCAAAUCAUAAGGUUUACUUUGUAUUUGUGAUAAGCGCUCCAUGCUAGUCUCCAAAGUGUAAAAGUGCUUAGAUCUCUUAUUUUCGUUUCAAUCUUUGGAUUGUGGCAUGGAAAAGCAGCAACUGUGAAUUUGAAACCCAGACGCAAAAGCAACGGAUUCCUUCUCCUCCCCCACUGGUCCCGUUAUCAAGUGUAAUAGUCACUUUUAAAUUCCCCAUUUUAUUACUAACUGUAUGAUGCGUGAAAGAUGUUUUUUGGUUUACACAAUACCAUUUCAUCCAUCCAUUCAUCCAUUUUCAACACCGCUUAUCCUAGUUAGGGUCGCGGGACGCUGGAGCCUAUCCCAGCUGACUUCAGGCGAAAGGCGGACUAUACCCUGAACUGGUCGCCAGUCAGUCGCAGGGCACAUAUAGACACGGACAACCAUUCGCACUCACAUUCACACCGUCACUGAGUGGGAACUGAACCCACGCUGCCUGCACCAAAGUCAGGCGAAUGUACCACUACACCAUCAGUGACUACAAUACCAUUUGUAACUGAAAACUGAUACAACAACAAUCAAUUAACCGAUGAAUUGUUAAGUUUUAUUUUUGUAUGUGAAUAUCUGAAUGUUUUGGGUGAUUGCGUUGUAUUUAACACAAUAACAGCAGUUAUCAAUGUGGAUUUAGCUCAAUUUCCAAAUAGUUGAUGUCUUGUUUUUAUCACGCUCAUUUAACUGCUUGAGCAACAACAGCACUCCAUUUUGCCUCAAUGGCUUCAAGAGACAAUUAAUCAACAUUUCAUUCCACACAAAUGACGGGAAUUUCUAACAAUCAAAUCAUCAAUUAUUAUUUCCAUCUCAGUUGAAUGGACUAUUUGCCUCUGUCAAAUUUUAAGCCUACAAGUGGAAGAAAGAGGGUAUUGGGGGAAAAAAAAAUUUAAAUAAAUAUUUCCGAUAAUUGAACGUUAGCAUUCUCAAGUUAAAAUGAAAUCACCAACUAGCGGCCUGGCAUGCAUAUUAAAGCCUUUUAUUGUUAAUGUUUGCAGGUCAAGGUCAACAUUUUGACAGUGUUGUCAUCUUUUUGUGAGACACUUGAAAAAUGUAAAGAAAAUACUUUCCUGUGUUUACUUGACAUGUGAAUGUACACUUUAUUUUAACAACCAGCUACUAAUCUUACCAAAAUGUUUUUGGAUCAAUUAAAUUAAACUAAGCAAUUUGUAUGUGGUAUUUACCUAGUUUCAGAAUGCGUAGCAGUUGAUUUACACUGAAUAUAACGUGAUUUGAACUGUUACUUCAAAUCAAACUUUAUUUUUUAACUAUUGGUGACUCAAUACAAUCUGGCAUUUUGAGAUAUGAGUGGAUGUUUAUGAAAUGCUGUUGACAUUCAAAUUUGUGCACAUUUCAGUUCCCCAACAUUGUGUGUUUUCUGCCGUAUGCCAAGUUCAGCCUCUACUGUUUCGGCAAUGGUUUGAAUGAAUAAAAGUUGUCAUCCAUUGUGACUGGAGACCUUUUUCAAGUGUCCUGAAAACUGUGAAAUGUAGAGUUUCUUCCAAACCACAAUGCCCUUAAUGGGAAACAACUAACAAGGACCAUGUGUGUGAUUGGGGCCUCUCAGCAUCUCAGUUCUCUUUCAUUGCCCUGCUCCAACCUUUAAAUUCAAUAGUGUGUCAGUUUGCUUGUGUGUUUUUCACUAAAAGCAUCUAUCACAGUCAUAUGUUUUUUGGUGUAUGGUUUGAUUAUUUUUUUUUUCUUAAUGUGUAAGUUUUUGUUUUACCUAAAAAUUGGAUUUUGUACUGCAUCUGUAUUGUUGUAGCAUAUACAAUCUGUAUUCUUAAUGACAUCCAGCAGGGAGGAAGUGCAAUAAGAAGUGUGUAAGAGUAAAUUACACUUCUUAUUUGAUUUAUUACCUCAGUAUUUUUGCAUAUGAACUAUGUAUGGCCUUGUAACUUUUCUUUGUUUGUUUUGUAAUGUAUGUUGUAAAAGAGUCAAUAAAGUAAGGUAUGUUUGAA